Danaus plexippus (monarch butterfly) is the source of this 3386-nucleotide messenger RNA. RefSeq names its product zinc finger protein 572-like. The record is from RefSeq and is a predicted model, not a curated record. NCBI's taxonomy places the organism in Eukaryota, Metazoa, Arthropoda, Insecta, Lepidoptera, Nymphalidae. The transcript has 11 exons. Gene Ontology annotation, cellular component: nucleus. Bases 395 to 3130 code for a protein of 911 amino acids.
GCAACAUCGGGUGACGGUCAGAACUGCCAUCAAAAUUAAGUCACGCGAAGUAAAAAAAAAUGUAAAUUACCAACUGUUGUAAAAUAUUUUAUGAAAAAACAAAUAGUCUUUAAAAUAAUUAGUUUAGAAACAACCAACUAUGAGAUGCUGUGUAAACGAAUUUAGUACAACAUGUGAAGUUUAAGUGAUUUUUUAAUUGUUUGUUUUUUGUAUACACUUUAAAAAAAAUUAAGACUAAGGUUUCUUUUUUAUAUCGAUUAUAUUAAAAGCGUAGCUGCUGUUACGCUCACAUACUAUAUGAAGCAACCAUGCCUUAUUCCUCACUGUUUAUAAACAGAAUAAAGUUAGUAAAACUUUGUUAUUGAAAUAUCAUAUUUACAAAAACUUCAUAAAAAUGAAUGAAGACAUGACAGCUGAUGUGGACCCGUUGAGUACGUACUUAAGCUAUCCUCUAAACAACUAUUCCUCACCGCUUGAAUACCAGAAUGCUGUUAAACAGGAGAACUAUGGAUUCAGCGUCUAUGACAACACUAUCACUCAACAGGCACCUGUUGACAAUGGUAGCGUAAUUAACGGAACUGCUGACGACAAAAUAGAUAUAUCUAGUGGUAAUAAUGAACAAAAUAACACAAAUACAACACCAUUAGUUGAUUUCAAACCAUGUUUACCGACGAGACGGAGAAAGAUAAAGAAAGAAAAGAGUUCAUAUUUCUCCGAGAAGAUCAUGGACAAAGAUUUCCCGUUCUAUGGCUGUGCUGUUUGCAAUAUAAAUUUUAAGACCCUCCAUGAAUUAGAUUCCCAUGUGCCCAUUCAUAAAGACAGGAUAACUAGCUACGAUCUGAGAAUAAAGAAUCAGAUCAAAAAGAAGAAACUACAGAAAGAAAUGAGGAAGAAUAAGAAAGCGAAGAAGAAUAUCAAGAAGGAGUUCUCUGUUGAAAUUGACAUUAAACCCGAGGACGGAUACAUCGGUGAUAAGAAAGCCUCGGAAUUUGUAACAGAAUCCGACAACCAGAGCUCGAAAGAAAACAACGUGAAUAUAGAACGCAAUGAGGAAAACCAGCAGAAUGGACCCUCGAAGUUGAGCACUCUGGACAAAAAUGACGAGGAUCUGGCCAAGAGACAGGAGAGAAUGAAUUUACAAAAGAUAUAUAAAUGUUUUGCAUGCCAAAAGCAGUUCAUGCUGAGCUAUUACUUGAAGCUGCAUGUACGAUCUCAUACAGAUGAGAAGCCCUACUCGUGCAGCCAGUGCGGCCAGGCCUUCAUCACCGCGAGCAAGCUCGGGAGGCACAAUAAGAGGUAUCACCUCGCGGUCAGGCACCAGUGCAGGAUAUGCUAUAGGUUCUUCUCCAGAUUCGAAUUCCUAACUCGUCAUUUCGAUAAAAAACACCCUGACGAUAAAUUGGAGGGUGAGCCGUACGACUACAACGCCAUCCUGCCGUACCUGAAAGAAUUGGAAGCGGAGCUAAAAGAGAAAUCGGAAUCAAAGAAAGAAGAUGACACAGAAGAAUCGUGGUCGGAGCCCGGGAAGGACAACAAGGAUUAUAUUAUCAAAGAAGAAUUGCAAAUUGAAGAGGUGAAAGUCGAUAUGGAUGUUGAAAUUAAGUUCGAGACGGAAGUAGAGGAGGCGGAGGGGAAGGAGGGAGUCAAGGAGGAGCUGCCGGGGGAGGGGGACGUGAAGGAGGAGGGGAGCGGCGGGGAGAGUCUGGGUGGAGGGGAUGAGAGGGGGGGUCAGGAUGACAACUCUGAUUCCGACUACUUCCCUCCAUCCACGUGGGCGGCGCCCCCGGCCUCCGCCCCCGGUCUCAGCUGUCACGUGUGCAACAAGACGCUCAGCACGAGGAGCUACAUGCGAAUACACAUGCGGACACACACCGGGGAGAGGCCCUACAAGUGCUACGUGUGCGGCGCGGGCUUCAUCACCAGCAGCAAGAUGAACAGGCACGUCCUCACGCACCCGGAGACGUGGGACGAGGACGGAGUGAAACAAGAAAAUAAAGAAGGAAUGAAGACGGAGAGUAAAGAAGAAGAUGAUGACGUCAACGACAAGAAGAAAGUGAAGAUGAAAGCUGUUCUGGCUAAGUUCUCGAAGAAACAGAAGAAUGGAGAGAAGAAAAGAAGUUCCCAGAAGAGACCGCACGCCUGCGAGUACUGCCAGAAGAGGUUCCUACACCUGGAGACCUUGCAGGUACAUAAGAAGUCCCACUCCGGGGAGCUCCUGCGCCACGAGUGUCACUACUGCCUGGCCGAGCUGGGAGACGCGGCCGCGCUCAGGGUGCACGAGGAGGAACACGAGGGUACACAGGGGACGCAGGGGACACCCGCCCGACCCUACCUGUGUACCAUAUGCGGGAACACGUACCAGAAGAGAGAGAGCAUGAUCUACCAUCGCAAGGGCCACACGUCCUCCAAGUCGUUCCCGUGCCCGCUGUGCCCGGCCAGCUUCUCCGCGUCCUGCAAGCUGUCUCGGCACGCCCUCACCCACCGGACGGCGCGCUACACGAUGCGCUUCGAGUGCCCCGUGUGCGCGCACAUGUUCAACACCAAGUACCACAUCCAGAUGCACCUCACCACCCACCAGAAGGAGGGCCUUAUCCAGGAGGAGAACAGGAACGAGAUCCUGGCGAUGGUGCUGCAGAACGCCCGCAAGAUACCCAAGACGCCGGAGGUAGCGGUCAGCGACGCGCUCCAGCCGGACGAGAGGAGCCGCGUGUGCAACAUAUGCGGCGAGGUGUUCCAGCACUUCUACUUCCUGGAGGAGCACCUCAAGAGCCACGGGUCGAAGAUAGCCAUCGACGACAAGGAAGACGCCAAGAAGCACAUCUGCACGGUCUGCAACAAGGGCUUCAAGCUGCACUACUACCUCAAGCUGCACAGCUUCACUCACACCAAGGAGAAGCCGUUCAUCUGCCAGCAGUGCGGGAAGGGCUUCAUCACGAGGGGGAAGCUCAAGCGGCACCUCGAGACCCACACGGGCCUCAAGAAGUACCAGUGCCACAUAUGCUACAAGUUCUUCACCAGGCCCAGCUACCUGAGGAUCCACGUGCGGACCAUCCACGGCACCCAGGACUACAACUUCCGCUUGGAGAAGCAGUACGGGCUCACCUCGCUCCCGGUCGCGGACCGGAUGUGACGUGAGCUGAUGGCCGCGUGAUAUCUGCGUGUAGACAUCCGGUAACAGUCGUGAAGCGCGCUUUGAUGCGGCGUGCUGAACAGCUGGACGAGGUGGCGGUCCUCCCUGCGGUACUUAUAUUGUUGAUCCGUGCGUGUAAAUAAGGUUAAAGAGUUUUUAUAUAAGAAAAUGUCAAUUUAAUAAAAAUACAAACGCACUUGUUUAUUAUUUUGUUGAGUUUAAGAAAGAAUAUAUCAAUAAACGGCUCGGUUUUUAA